CAAUUCUGCAAAUACAGUGCACCUUUUCCAUUACCGUCCAUUCUCUCCGGUCUAGUUUCUUCUGGUCAUUGAAGAAAGUGUUUCAGAGCUUAGGGUUUGGACUGAAAAAAUGGUGGCCGAUGAAGGAGUGAAGGACAAGACAGUUGUGGACUCUCCUGUUUCUGUCCUCGAAGAUGAUGAUACCUGCAAAGAGGAGUUGGCUGUCAAGUUGGAGGAAGAAGUAUUUUUUGACCCAGAAAAUGGGGAUGCCACUUAUAUACCUGGAAGCAUGGCCAAGGAGGAAGAAAUGUUGAUAAGAGCACGGGCAAAGGAGGAAGAGGAACAGCUAAAUAAACUGAAGGAAGCGCCCAUCUUGAAUGACACUCAAUUUACCAAGCUGGAUGAACUUCUUACCCAGACACAGCUUUACUCUGAGUUUCUACUGGAGAAGAUGGAUAACAUCACAACAACGAAUGUGAUAGAAGAUGAAGAGAAAAGCAGUAAAGAAAACAAGAAAGGCCGUGGCUCAAAACGGAAGGCAACCACAAGCUACAACAAUAACAAAGCCAAAAGAGCUGUUGCUGCCAUGCUUACUAGAUCUAAAGAAGAUGUUCCUAUAGAAGAUGCAACCCUUACAGAGGAAGAGAGAUUCGAGAAAGAGCAGGCAGAACUUGUGCCCUUGCUGACUGGUGGGAAGUUGAAAUCUUAUCAACUGAAAGGUGUCAAGUGGUUGAUUUCAUUAUGGCAAAAUGGAUUGAAUGGUAUUCUAGCAGAUCAAAUGGGACUUGGAAAGACAAUUCAAACAAUAGCUUUUCUUGCUCAUUUGAAGGGGAAUGGGUUGGAUGGUCCCUAUUUGAUCAUUGCUCCCCUGUCUACACUUUCAAAUUGGUUGAAUGAGAUGGAAAGGUUUGUGCCCUCAAUCAAUGCAAUCAUCUAUCACGGUGACAAGAAACAGAGGGAUGAGAUAAGGAUGAAGCACAUGCCUAGGACCAUAGGUCCCAAAUUUCCCUUUGUAAUUACGUCUUAUGAAAUUGCAAUGAGUGACGCUAGGAAAUUCCUAAGGCACUACAGUUGGAAAUAUCUUGUGGUGGAUGAGGGACAUAGGCUAAAGAACUCAAAAUGCAAACUGUUCAAAGAAUUGAAGCUGUUGCCGAUUGAAAACAAGCUUCUAUUAACUGGAACCCCUCUGCAGAAUAACUUAGCUGAGCUGUGGUCCUUGUUAAACUUCAUUUUACCGGAUAUAUUCUCAUCCCAUGAUGAAUUUGAGUCAUGGUUUGAUCUGUCUGGCAAGUUCAGCAAUGAAUCUGAAAAAGAAGAGAUGGAAGAAAGAAGGAGAGCGCAAGUGGUGGCAAAACUCCAUGCAAUAUUACGCCCUUUUCUCCUAAGGAGGCUGAAAGUGGAUGUUGAGCAAAUGCUUCCUCGUAAGAAGGAGAUAAUUUUGUAUGCCACCCUGACUGAUUACCAGAAAAAGUUCCAGGAACACCUAAUUAAUAGGACGCUGGAGGGCUAUUUGAUUGAGAAUGUGUCCACUGGGAAUGGAUUUAAAGGAAGGCUUAAUAACUUAAUGAUUCAACUUCGCAAGAAUUGCAACCAUCCUGACCUCUUGGAGUCUAUCUUCAACGGCUCUAAUUUUUUUCCACCUGUGGAACAAAUAGUUGAGCAAUGUGGCAAGUUUCGCUUGCUGGACAGGCUGUUAUCAAAGCUUUUUGCUCGCGAACACAAGGUUUUGAUAUUCUCUCAGUGGACUAGAGUACUAGACAUAAUGGACUAUUAUUUUAGUGAAAGGGGAUUUGAUGUUUGUAGAAUUGAUGGCAGCGUGAAAUUGGAUGAAAGAAAAAGACAGAUCAAGGAGUUCAAUGAUGUUUGCAGCAAGUACAGGAUAUUUCUUCUUAGCACUAGAGCUGGUGGCCUUGGUAUCAAUCUCACUGCUGCUGAUACCUGUAUUUUAUAUGACAGUGACUGGAAUCCUCAAAUGGAUCUACAAGCAAUGGAUCGGUGUCAUAGAAUUGGUCAGACUAAACCUGUUCAUGUUUACCGGCUUUCAACAGCUUUGUCUGUGGAGGGUCGAAUCCUCAAAAGAGCUUUUAGCAAGUUGAAGCUUGAGCAUGUGGUUAUCGGAAAAGGACAAUUCAAGCAGGAAAGGAGUAAACCUUCCAUGGAUGUUAAGGAUGUUACAGAGGAGGAGGAGUUGUUGUCUCUCUUGAAAGAUCAAGAUAGUGAGGAGGACAAGUUGGUGCAGACAGAUGUCAGUGAUGAAGAUCUGGAGAGGAUUUUAGACCGUAGUGAUCUACUUAUCCAUCCUCCUUCAGGAGAAGAUGGAAACACUGAAUCGUGUGUUAAUGUCCUGCCUCUCAAAGGACCUGGUUGGGAAGUAGUUAUUCCAACUGCAACUGGAGGAAUGCUUUCUACCCUCAACAGCUGAUGACAAAUAUGUUUUAGAACUUGUCAGUCAAUAGCUGAUUAGGUGGACUUCUGUUAAAUUAUUGAAUUAAGUUUUGGUAACCCCAGCAAAAUUUUAUAAAUUUGGGCUGCUGACGUGGGUGGACUUGUUCUGAAGUAUUGAAUGACGUUUUCGGUAACAGCAGCAAUUUUGUGAAGUUGUGCUAAUGAAGUGGGUGAAGAACGGGAGAAGGCUAUAAGGAUAUUAGCUCUUUCUGGAAAAGUUUUGAGAUAUCGACUGGAGAAGCUAUUUGAUGGUACUGAUCAUGUAAUGCUAUACUGAGUAAAUUAUUUUGGAAUUAUUAUUUACUAUUUAGGUUUCACACUAAACUAGAAGUUCAGUGGUUUUAAUGA
Molecule: messenger RNA, 2772 nt
Organism: Solanum dulcamara
Lineage: Eukaryota; Viridiplantae; Streptophyta; Magnoliopsida; Solanales; Solanaceae
Product: ATP-dependent DNA helicase DDM1-like
Exons: 16
Coding region: 110-2401 (763 amino acids)
Cellular component (GO): nucleus
Molecular function (GO): ATP binding; DNA binding; ATP-dependent chromatin remodeler activity
Source: RefSeq, a predicted model, not a curated record